This is a messenger RNA of Astyanax mexicanus (Mexican tetra), 4322 nucleotides long. RefSeq names its product protein O-glucosyltransferase 3 (gene poglut3). NCBI's taxonomy places the organism in Eukaryota, Metazoa, Chordata, Actinopteri, Characiformes, Acestrorhamphidae. Bases 261 to 1799 code for a protein of 512 amino acids. Gene Ontology annotation, molecular function: protein binding; glucosyltransferase activity. The record is from RefSeq and is a predicted model, not a curated record. Gene Ontology annotation, cellular component: endomembrane system. The transcript has 8 exons.
UUUUCGCGGCGCACUUAGAGCGGUUUAAAGUUUGGCUGUAAAUUUUUUUAAAGUUUAGGUCGUUUUUGAGGAAAAAACAAUCAGAAUUAGUGUGUAUAAAGUUAGCAGGUCUGUGUAUGACCCUUUAGACUGGUUAUGAAAGGGCGUUAUAAAUGCGGUAAAGGACAGACAGUGUGUGUAUUUAUGCUGGAGCUGAGGGUAACUGCAGUAUAACUGUAGUAGGUUAUUUAUAGUAGUAAUUAGUGGCUCUGAGUAAAUACAUGGCUCUGAGUCUGAUCAUUACUUUAUUCUUCUUUAAUCGUGUAAAUAUCGCGUUAUUUCAGAAUCAUAAGCCUGAGAUUAGUGCAGAAAAGUGUCUGGUUUGGGGUGCAGGGCUGGAGCCCCGGCUGGUGCUGCCUGUGCGCUAUUUCUAUAUCCAGGCGGUGAGCGAGAGCGGGCAGAUCAUCUCCAGCUCUCCAGGUAAAGACUCCUUCAGGGUGAAAAUAACCUCGCUGUCACAGAAGGAGCAUGUUCGGAUCCAUGUCCCGCCGCCGCUGGACCGUGGAGAUGGAUCUUUUCUGGUCAGGUUCCGGAUGUACAGCAGCUCUUUGAGUGGACUGAAGGUGGAGGUGUUUUAUAAGGAUAAACCAGUGGCCCAGUCGCCGUACAGUAUUAAAGGUCCAGUUUAUCAUGAGUACUGUGACUGUCCUGAGUCAGACUCAUCAGCCUGGCAGAGUUUAUUACAGUGUCCUUCAGCUGAGCCACAGAUAGAGCAAGAUUUCAUCUCCUUCCCCUCUAUAGACCUCCUCCGGCUCCGACAGGAGGUUCCAAAACGCUUCUCCAGCAGAGGAGGCCUGAUCCACUACAGCAUCAUCAAUAACCAGGUGUACCGGAAGAGCCUGGGCAGAUACACAGACUUCAAGAUGUUCUCCGACGAAAUGUUUCUGUCUCUCACCCGCAAAGUGAAGCUGCCUGAUGUGGAGUUCUAUAUUAAUGUGGGAGACUGGCCACUGGAGACUCGAAAAGUGGAUGCUGUACAUGGACCUGUGCCAAUCAUUUCAUGGUGUGGCUCCACUGAGACGAGGGACAUUAUUUUACCCACCUAUGAUAUCACACACUCCACUCUGGAGACGAUGAGAGGGGUGACCAAUGACCUUCUGUCCAUUCAGGGGAACACAGGUCCUGUCUGGGUGAAUAAAACCAGCCAGGCAUUUUUCCGAGGCAGAGACAGCCGAGAGGAACGCCUGAACCUCGUCUCCAUGUCCAAGAAACACCCGGACCUGCUGGACGCCGGAAUCACUGCUUUCUUCUUUUUCCGGGAGAGAGAAAAGGAGCUCGGUAAAGCCCCUCUCAUCGGAUUCUUUGACUUUUUCAAGUAUAAGUUCCAGGUGAAUGUGGACGGUACAGUGGCCGCCUACAGGUUUCCCUACCUGAUGCUGGGGAACAGCCUAGUGUUAAAGCAGGACUCUCCGUACUAUGAACACUUUUACACACACCUGAAACCUGGCCAACAUUACGUUCCUGUGAAGAGGACACUGUCCGAUCUCAUCGAGAAGAUCAAGUGGGCCAAGGAAAACGAUGCUGAGGCAGAAGCUAUAGCUAAAGCAGGUCAGGCUUUGGCCCGGGAUAUCCUGCAGCCCCACAGACUCUACUGCUAUUACUACACUGUUCUCCAGACAUAUGCAGCACGGCAGAUCGGUACACCUUCUGUCCAUCCUGAUAUGGAGCUGGUGCCCCAGCCUGCUGACCACAGCACUGUGUGUCAGUGUGAGAGAGGGACGGGUGGGGAGGAGCUCAGGCAGAAGAAGGAUGAGUUAUGACCCAGGAAGCACUGCAGAAUUAGCCUUACUGGUAUCGCUUGGUGAUAAACGUGAAAAUUCACAACUGUGACAGUCCUACUUCAUUCACAAGUGCCUCUCUUACUGAACCCAGGUCUGAUUUACAUUAAUCACAUCAGGACCAGCAACACUGUCUGUCAGUUUACUUACACUGGCAAUAACACCCUGAUUAUCGUGUAUAGUGACCCAAUGAUUCAGACCACACUAAACCUUUUAGAGCAUUACUGUGAGGAUUUGAUUACAUUCAGCCACAACUAAAGUAUUAGUGAAGUCAGAUGUGCACCUCACCUCAUCCACAGCUCACUGCCUCAUCCCAUCCAGAAAUACAAUGCCAAAAGUAAGUAAACUGAAAGACAUAACUGUGUGUGUGUUUGUAUGUGUAUGUAAUAGACUGGAUCUUAAAGUGGAUUUUAAUCCAUAUUAAAGUUCUAUUGUAUAAUAUUUUUCAGUGAUUUUAUACCAACAGUCAGGACUAUUUUAUACUUAUAUGACUUUGGACUGCUGAUUUGUACAAGCCAUUGAAACUGAAACUUUUAUACUGUAGUAAAGUUAGUGUAUUACAGCAUUGUUUAGAUUCCACUCUACAUCUGCGUUCAUAUUUGUUACUGUUUUAUAAACUGUGUUAUUUAUAUGCUCAAGGAGAAAACAUGCUCAAGCCUUUUAAAGUUAAAGUUUGUUGGAACAGUUUCAUUUGACUAUUUCUAAUGAACUAUAGUCAGAAUUUGAGUUGGCUGCUGCUAUAGCUAGUAAAAUAAAGGGUUCCUUAAUAGUUCUGUCAUUUGUAUACAACUGUUAUAAACAUUAAUGAAGUCUUUUUCUUUUCAUUGAUUUUUUAAAAACUUAUGUUUAGAAAAAUCUUUUUGUAAUUUUUUUUUCCCUACAGUCUUCCUAGAAAAAGUAACAUUAUUUAUCAAUUUAGAACAUUUGUUUUUAUAGGCUGUGCUGUUUUUAGCCCCGAAUCUUUAUUUUAAUGCAUUGAAUAAUUAAUUAAUUGUUUUGGGAAAAUUGUGUAAAUUCAUAAAAAGCAUAAAAAAGGCAAGAAUUUUCACCAUGUUGUCAACAGUAACAGACGCAGAGCAGAUUUUCCCCCUUGAAUUCCCAGUUUGUCCAGUAAGUGCAGUUUUAUUAUUUUAUUAAUAAACCAUUUACGUUACAAUACCGGAUCUCAGCUCUGUUUACUCUUAAUACCGCUGAGCUGAACCAAUACUACUUCAGUCCAGUUUAGCCCCUGAGCUGCUGCAAGAGAGUCUGCAUGCACCAGUGACUAUUAAAAGAACAACCUAAUGUUUUAAACGCUAUUUGGACCUGGUCCAGAUCAGUAAAUAAAUGUGACGAGAGCACUGACUGAGGUGACUGUCUGUUUCAGCUUUCAAUCACUUUAUUUCUAAGUAAGGUUUUAAAAAAAAAAAGAUGAUUUCUGGGGGAAAAUAAAAAUUGUACAAUAUUUGCAUAGGACAAACAUUGGAGACGGAAAUAUGGAGAAGUUCAGAGGAGAACGAUUCGUGGUUGAUUUUUCAUUAAAACAUAUGAGUGGAGCUAAACAUCAUACUGCAACCAACCAGCAGAGGUGCCUUUUCUUUUCAUAAAGCUCCUGAGCGUUCAUAUCUUAGACAUCACACAGUUUCACACAGCAGCCCAAAUUCAGUUUUUUCACAAAUUCAGUCUAUUUAAGACUGUUGAUGUCUUCUUUAUCAAGGAGUUCCAGUGUCUGCAGCUGGGCAGAGAAUGCGUUUCAGCUUUAUUCAGCCUUGUAUACUUUAUUUGUUUGCAUCCUUGGUACCUUUAAAUGUUUGAUUUUUUAUUUUUAUGUUUUUCUAUGAUGCUGCAGCAGCGCCCUCCUGUGACUGUAUUCAGCAAUUUCUUUAAAAAACGGAAUCUUUAGGGAUAUGAUCCUUUUAAUUUAGUUUAAGAUAUAAGUCCAGAUAUUUACUUACCUCACUUACCUCCCGUCCCGUCACUAAAAUCCUUCCUCAGUGCUGUCGUCCAUUUCUCCUUUUCCUCAGUGAACAUUGGGUUUGAUUAACAUAAAUGUUGCAUGAUUCCAAUCUGGUUUUCAGGCUUAAAGAACUUGCUGCAUAUCACAUAUGUAUCAGAUUUCAAUAACAAAUAUGAAAGUGAACCAAAUCAACUGAAAAUAUCAGAUUUAGCUUGUGUUUACCACACAUAUGACCAAAAGGAUCAGAUUUGGGUCAUUUUUACCUGCAGGGUGCUCACAGCUGGGGUUUUUUAGCAUAUGUAUCUGUUUUGGGUCAUAGUUGCCUUAAUCCUUAUGGAGUAAAUAACUGCAUAUGUUCUCAGAAGGUACUCUGAAGAAUUUUGAGCUUAGUUACUUGAUAUGUUUCUGUUAAAAACAUACAUACCAUAUUCCAUGUUUUAUUUUUUAUUUUCAUUUGUUUCCAGAUUCAUUUGUUGUUUUUUAUUAUCCGUUUUGUAUUUUUUAUAUAUAUAUAUCAGAUGUAAUUUUUGUUUAUAUGAAAUAAACCAUGAAGGAAGUUUUAUCACUGA